CUCGUGGGGUGAGAACAGUUUCAUAUUCAAUAUUCCAGUUAUAAAGAAGCGUUGUGCGCGAACGGUUAUAAGCUUUGGGGAGAAAUAUUGAUGCCUUAGAUGAGUAGAAGGUCCUGACUGAUGGCAAUAGCAGAGACAUGGGUGAAAAUCAUCAGUUACAUCAGAUGGAACUGGCAAUGGUGCCAUUACAUGGAUUAUGCAAGAUUGUGUGGCAUUGUCAGGCAAUAUUUCAAUGUUCUCUCAGGUUAUAAUGAACAGACUUACUCCAUGAGUACUGAAUAAUAUGAUUUCUUCUCUACUUCUGAAUGUACAGAAGUUGCUAUGCGCAAACAACAAACAUUGGACAGGAUAGGUGAGACCAUUCCACAUAUUAAGUGGACUGAUCUUACUGCCACCAAAGAAAGCCAAAUGUCAGUGGGUCAGGAGAGUGAGUUAUCAGAUGAGGGACUCUCAUUGAGGACUGAGUCUGAUGACAAAGCAACCCCAGAUGUGCUUCUUGUUCCACCACAAGAUCAGACAAAGGAUUACAGCAAGCAGAACUCGCCAAAAAAUGAAUCAGACUUAAACCAGAUGAGUCUUCUUGAAAACCAGACUGUUGAAAAUAAAUUAGUUCCUUUUCAUGAGAAUACAAGAAGUCUACCAACAAACAUGCAGCUGAUACCCAAGAUAGAGUCUGAUAAUGCUAUGACAGAAGCUUGUGAGGUAACAACCAAAGCUACAAACAUUGCCAACAUCUCAUCCAAUGAUUUACUAGAGAUUAAGGUUCAACGACAAUCUGUUUUUAAUAAAGGUUUUCAUAAUGACAAACUACCAUCACCUGGUGGAGGCAAUCACACAAGCAAGGAGUCAUGUACUGAGAAUAAAACACAGGUUGUGGAUGAGGCACAUGCAAGAGAGAGUAAACUUAAGAUGGACCUAAAUGCAGACAAAGAAAAAUUUAAAAAUAGCCAAGAAUGCAUUGAAGAUUGUAAAACGCAAAUUUUAUGUAAUGUCAGAAAGGAGAGACUUAAUAUCGGAAAGAACAUGGCAGUGACAACGUCUUUGGGACAGUAUGAAGAAGACAUGGUAUUAGAUUUAAGCCUACCAAAAAAGAAAGAUCGAAGUAAAGAGAAGAAGUGUGAAUGGGUUGUAGACCCUGAAUAUGAAGGUUCACUUCACAUGGAAGUUGAUGAAAUUGAGGAGGAGCCUCAACAUGUAGAAGUGGAGCAGGAGGACGACAAUGAAAUUUGCUGGAUUCCAUCAGUAAGUGACGCGCAUACAUAUCUGCCUCAGCAUUGGGAUGGACAUCUGUCCUCCUCAUCGCUAGAAGCCAUGCCAACCACAUCGUAUCCCAACAUCAUAAUCCCAGAUCCGAUGGAUACACUGCUUAUAGAUGACCAGGGCAUUCCUUAUACACUCACCGCAGAUGGACAGAAAGUUCCACAAAUUGAUCAUAUACAGCAUGCCGAGGGGCUCUCUGAACCAACAGAGCUAAGCCCAGGACAAGCUGAAGAUAAGCCCUCAUUCAUUGCUGAUGUACAGGAUAUUGCAGACUCCAGACUACAGGCACUACCCAAUUCACUGUGUCCAAAUAAGUCUAUAGGUCAUGUCUCAGUGGAAACCUCACAAGUUGCCCCAAACCAGGAGCCAAAAUCUUCUUACAGUUCUGUAGCUCUUGAUAAACCUUCCAUCAUACCUGCCGUGUCUGACUUGGCAUCAGUUCCCAUUCAGAUUGUGGCUAAUACUACAGGGUCAAACACUCCCAUUCUUCUUCUUCCUCCAUCUCAGCUUCAGUCUCUUUCCUCACCGGCCUCUAAAGCCAACCCAGGGCUAAUUACUCUUUCCUUACCAGUUUCACUUAGUCAGAACACUCAGUCCUCCCCUGUUUUCCUAGUUUUGUCAUCUCCUCAGGUGUCCUCAACUCAGAGUUCGUCCUCGCCCGGGCAGUUAUCGCAAAUUUCCUCUUCUUCCACUGUUGCACUUCCCUUAGCAACUUGUCCACUUGAUUUGGGAUCUUCAUUAAGUUCACGUCCAUCACUUCUCAGCCUCAGCACGAUUUCCUCUGCCACAGCUACAGACAUCUCAGGACCGAAUAACCCUUCUAAUCUUCCUGCUAGCCCUACCUCAUCAACUGCUUCCUCUAGCACUUCCACAGUGACCUCUACAAGUCCAACCAAGCAAUUCAGCACUGAUGCCUACUCCGACACACCAGUGCCCACUUCCUUUCGAGAAGCCCUUCUCAGAUUGGCUGUGUCUGUGGAGAAGAAACAAGAAAACCAGCCUGAGACGCAUUCAGUCACUACUCCUUCAUGUUCUGAAGCAACCAAGCCCGAUUCCUCUGCCACAGUCAAUGAAAGUAAAAAUAAGGAGAUAGAGGUAAACUGUGAUGGUGAGACUGAGUCUACCUCGGUAGACCAAACAGACUCAUUAGAUACCACCUCUUCUAUGUCACCCAUUUGUCCUGGAUCACCUGGAAAUUCAAUAAAUGACCCAAAGAACCAAGCAUUAGGCCCUCGUCGUAUUCUUUACUGUCAGUACUGUCCAAGAGUCUUCUACUAUCUUUCGGACCUUGAGCGCCAUUCCAUCACACACUCCCAAAGCAAACCCCAUGUAUGUCAACUUUGUGGCAAGGCGUUCAAAAGAUCAAGCCAUCUUGAGCGACACAAACACAUCCAUACAGGUCAGAGAAACUUUGUGUGCCAGCUUUGCCCAAGGCGUUUUCGUGAAUCAGGGGAACUAAUGAGGCACCAGAGAGUACACACUGGUGAGAAACCCUUUCAGUGCUUAAUAUGCCACAUGCGUUUUGCAGAGCGCAACACGCUACGACGUCACACGAAGCGCAAGCACCAAGGCCAGCAGCUGGAGGCAAUGGACAUGAAGGCAAAGCCAGACAGUGGAGGGAUUUCGCUUGCUAGUAUACAAGGCGAGCCAGAAGAGAAUGCAGAGUGGUACAGUUCAACAGUUCCUGAAAUGGAGUCUGACAGUGACACAGGGGAAGAAUAGGAACUACAUGGAGGGCGUAAACAAAUACUUCUUUUUUUAAAUUUUAAAAAGAUAAGCAGAGUUGUAAAUACAUUUAAUUUAUUUUGUAUUGAGUAUAAUAAUUCCUUCUCACAAGUUACAUCUUAUUGUCUAUAUUUCAUUCCAUUAACUCUCGAGACCUUUACUGGUGAUGACUGAACUCGAAUAUUCAACUUCGAAUUCAUUCUAAUAAGCUUCAGUUAUUGAGUUAGACCUCUUGGUGAAAUACAUUUGUUUUGAUUCUUUACUUUGAAUAACUUUGAAAUACCCUUAUUUGCUUUUUAUUUAUUGUUCUCAUUUCAGUUUUUUUCAUAUGAAGCAUCUUUCUUUAAGGGUGUGAUGUAGUUACUGUAAAAGAAUAAGAAGCUCAUUAUUGUUAUUUAUGGUUUUAUAUUAUGAUUUCAUGACGUCAAGGAUUUGCCUAGAGUAGUGCAUCAGCAUAUCUAGGCCAUUAAUGACUAGGCCCACCCAAAAGUCCGCAGAAUUAGAACUUAGAUCACUCUCCAAGUUCUUCAACACAUCCUCCGCUCUUUUCAUUGUGAGACUCCACCUGACCUGCAGAGGACAGUAUGGAGUUGUCCUCAUUAAACUUUAAAACUUGCAUUGUACAAAUCUUUUGACCUGGCAUAUCCAAUGGUGUCAUUUACACCUUUAUUUUCCGUUGUUUUUAUUGAGAUUCUUCAUCAAUUGGUUGAAGAACACAUUGUAUUUUUUGCAUCCCUUCUGUAGAAUUUCUACAGAUUCCCUACAAAAUGCAGAAGGAAAAAAAAUGUAGAUUGCAUCUGGGCCUUUUCAUGACUCUGCUUAUUCAUAUUCAGAUUUUAUGCAUUUUAAAUCUCACUCUGUGUUCAUUUCAAUUUCUCCCUCAUGGCUAUUUUUACAAAAGGGAGUAGUAUAGUCACGUUCAUAUUUUUCUUUUAAAAUGCUCUCCUUUGUUCUUCUUUAAUAUUGAACUUGAACUAUUUGGUUUAGAAACCCUUUGCCUUCAUCAAGGCAAGUAUAAGUUAUUAGGUUGGAAAAUAUACUUUUAUCUGGACAAAGAAGAUUUUACUUGAUAAGACAGUUGUUACAAAUCAUUGCAGAGAGUUUGAAUUAAAAUUUCAAGAAAAUUUGCACAUUGUGAUAUAAGUUAUUUAUUUUAAAAAAGAUUCCAUUGUCAUAGGUACAGUGAUACAAUUCUGCAAUUCUGGUGCGUGCUCUUGCACAAUUCAAAUUAAUCUUGAUGAUCUAACAUUAGGCUUGAAUGUCUAAUUUAUUAGUUUCUUGAGAUUCAGUUCUUUAGGUAUGCAGCUUGAAAAAAACCUUGCUUAAAAAGGUUUAAAGGUUCAGACACUGCUGAUUAUUUCUGUUUAUGUAAUUUGCCAUGUAAAUAACCAAACAUCAUGCACGAACUGGACACCUUGGGCUAAUCUAAAGUUCUGUUGGUUAAAUUUCAGAUUUGAUUAAGAAUCUGAAUAUUUGCACACACUAAUUAAAGCUUGUCAAGCCCUUCUGUUUUCCAGUGAUUCUCAUGCUUAAUUAACUUUGCUUUAGGCUCGCAGCAGCACAUAUUUUGCACGCAGUGGAAGUGUGUCCAGCUGCUGAACGAUAUCACUACAUUUGGUUUGCACACUUGCUUGCAUAUUACUUCAUUCAGAUUGGUUUAGUUUUUUUAUUACGUUCAUUUCAAUGUAGAUUCAAAACACAUUUUAAAAAUAUUCAGCUCCUUACAAAUUAAUGGUGAAUGCUCAGAGUGUUUUAGCUAACGAAGAAUAAUCUUGCACCAAUGAGAAUUAUUUAUUUAUGGUGGAAAUGUAUAUAUUUGAAAUGGCGUGCUAUGUCACAGAACACUUUAUAUAUUUAAUACACAAUUUAAAAAACGACUGCAGAUAUUUAAACAGCCUAAUUUCUGUAACCUGUGUCACAGGAUUUUGAAUAAAAUGAAUCAAAUUCA
Molecule: messenger RNA, 4933 nt
Organism: Puntigrus tetrazona (Sumatra barb)
Lineage: Eukaryota; Metazoa; Chordata; Actinopteri; Cypriniformes; Cyprinidae
Product: zinc finger E-box-binding homeobox 1
Exons: 2
Coding region: 322-2982 (886 amino acids)
Biological process (GO): regulation of transcription by RNA polymerase II
Molecular function (GO): RNA polymerase II cis-regulatory region sequence-specific DNA binding; DNA-binding transcription factor activity
Source: RefSeq, a predicted model, not a curated record